AUGGCUGCAUGUUCUAGUGGAGGUGAUGGAAGUGGCGUCAAGCCGAUUUGUAGUAACUGUAACGCCACGCAAACACCAUUAUGGAGACGGUCGGUGGAUGACGAGCUGCUAUGCAAUGCAUGCGGUCUCUAUCAAAAACUUCACAAUGCACCGCGACCCAAGACGUUGAAGCCAAACAAUGGACGUAAGGAUAUGCGAGACGACGAAGCGGCGCAGCUGGUCUGCUCCAAUUGCCAAACCACAAAAACACCAUUAUGGAGACGCGAUACUGCUGGUUCCCCGCUAUGUAAUGCAUGUGGCUUAUACUUAAAGUUACAUCAUGAACGGCGACCGCUAUCAAUGAAGACGGAUGUGAUUAAAAAACGGCAACGCUAUGAAAGCGGGAAUACCAAUCCGACUGGACGAAAGCCUGGCAAAAAGUCUAAAGGGGAUCAAUCUCAACCGUCUUCACCGACUUUGUCAACGAGUGACGCUAUUCCGCUAAUGUCUGCCCAGCAGCAGCAGCAGCAGUCUCAGCAAUUACAACAGCAACAGCAACAGCAGCAGCAGCAACAACAGCCACCACCACCACCACAGCAGCAGCAGCAACCGCAACCGCAAUCACAACCUCAAUCACCGCAAGCUGCCACCCAACAACAACAAACGCCCGUGUUCCUUAAUAAUAACCAAUUUACCCUACAUAAUCCUCCUCCUUCAUCCUAUAAAUUCUAUUAA
Molecule: messenger RNA, 714 nt
Organism: Zychaea mexicana
Lineage: Eukaryota; Fungi; Mucoromycota; Mucoromycetes; Mucorales; Lichtheimiaceae
Exons: 3
Coding region: 1-714 (237 amino acids)
Biological process (GO): positive regulation of transcription by RNA polymerase II; negative regulation of transcription by RNA polymerase II
Molecular function (GO): DNA-binding transcription factor activity, RNA polymerase II-specific; zinc ion binding; RNA polymerase II cis-regulatory region sequence-specific DNA binding
Source: RefSeq, a predicted model, not a curated record